Molecule: messenger RNA, 2717 nt
Organism: Erythranthe guttata (spotted monkey flower)
Lineage: Eukaryota; Viridiplantae; Streptophyta; Magnoliopsida; Lamiales; Phrymaceae
Product: subtilisin-like protease SBT3
Biological process (GO): proteolysis
Molecular function (GO): serine-type endopeptidase activity
Source: RefSeq, a predicted model, not a curated record
AAAUCAUAGAAUUUUACAGCUCGAUUAUUAAUUAAUGCACUAAAUAAUAAGAAUCAAAGCAUAUGAAGAAAAAGACAAGCUAUAGCUAUUAUACUAUAAUGAAUAAUAAUUGAGCAAAAAGCUUACUUAUUAGAACUCCAAAUUGAAGCCAAGAUUCAGACUGCAGAAAAUGAAGCUUACCAGUAAUAUAGUUCCUCUGAUUCUGUUAGUAUUAUUGUGUAAUAAAUAUGAAUAUGGUGCAGCAAAAAGAUCCACAUAUAUUGUACACAUGGAUAAAUCCUACAUGCCCAAAGCCUUCUCCAGCCACCAUCAUUGGUAUUCUUCCAUUCUUCUUCAUUCUACUGCUAAAUCAUCACUUCCGAACAACAACAAAGUCAACAACAAAGUCAAAACAAACCUUAUCUAUACUUACGACAACGCCUUCCAUGGAUUUAGUGCAGUCAUGUCUGAAUCUGAAUUGGAGGCUUUGAAGAAAUCCCCAGGUUUUAUUUCUUCCUACCCCGAUGACGUCAUCACUGCCGACACCACCCACUCCACUCAAUUCCUCUCCCUCAACACCGCCGCCGGGCUGUGGCCCGCUUCCGACUACGGCAAAGACGUCAUUAUCGGAGUCAUCGACACCGGUAUUUGGCCGGAGAGUCGGAGCUUCAGCGACACCGGAAUGACCGAAAUACCCCCUAGAUGGAAGGGUAUUUGCCAAACGGGCCAAGAAUUCAACUCAUCGUCGUGCAACAAGAAGAUCAUCGGGGCCCGCUAUUUCAACCAAGGCUAUCGGGCCGAAAGUCCCGACUCUGUUAUAACCAUGAACUCGGCUAGGGACGUGGACGGCCACGGGUCCCACGUCUCGUCCAUUGCCGCCGGUAAUUAUGUCGACGGUGUUUCCUUCUUCGGCUACGCACCGGGGACCGCCAGAGGGGUGGCCCCACGCGCCAGGCUGGCGGUGUACAAGGUCCUCUGGGGCGGGGGCGUUUCGUCCGAUAUACUCGCAGGUAUCGACCAGGCCGUGGCCGAUGGUGUCGAUGUACUCUCGAUUUCUUUAGGCACCAAUCGGAUAGAUCUAUACGAGAACCCUCUUUCCAUAGCUAGCUUCGGCGCUAGAGAGAAGGGAAUCGUAGUUUGUCUCUCGGCAGGGAACCGGGGCCCGUUUACUCGGAGUAUACGAUCCGGAAUCCCAUGGGCUGUAGUUGUCGCAGCUGGCACCGUUGACCGUUGGCUCGCCGGGAAGUUGACUUUAGGGAACGGAAAAGUCAUCACGGGAUGGACCACAUUUCCCGCAAGAGCCGCAAUCAGAAACUUGCCCCUCGUUUACAAUGAAACCUUAUCGGCCUGCAACUCAGCUGAGCUGGCGCAAGCCCCCGACCAAAGCAUCAUCGUGUGUGAUGUCACCACCGGAAAUACAGGUUUCGACACCGUGAUGAGAAAUCUACCCGAUUCAAAUGUCAGAGCAGCUAUCGUAAUCGCUGAAGAUCCACGUAUAUUUCGAUUCAAUUCAUUUCCUUACCCGGGAGUCGUAAUCACACCGAACGAAGCACGGGAGGUAAUCAGCUACGCAGCUAAUAGCUCUGCGCCAACAGCAAGCAUCGCUUUCCAACAGACGAUUCUCGGGACCGAGCCGAGAGCAGCUCCAGCACUGUCGGACGAUUCGUCGAGAGGCCCGGGAUUGAGCUACGAGGGCAUAUUGAAGCCCGAUUUGAUGGGGCCCGGAGUGUCGAUUUUAGCAGCUUACAGUCCAUACGCAACGAGUACACCAACAAUCGGAAACAACAUAUUCUUGUCGACCGACUACACUCUCUUGUCAGGCACAUCAAUGGCUUGCCCUCACAUCUCCGGAACUGCUGCGCUUCUCAAAUCCGCGCACCCCGAUUGGAGUCCCGCAGCUAUUCAGUCGGCUAUGAUGACAACUGCUAAUCCUCUUGAUAAUACUAAUCAGCCAAUCAGGGAAGUGGAUGGCACAGUUGCCACACCUUUAGGCAUUGGAUCGGGCCAGGUUGAUCCGAACCGAGCACUCGAUCCGGGACUAAUUUACGAUGCUACAACACAGGACCUCGUGAAUCUUGUUUGCUCCAUGAAUUUCACAAGCGAACAAACUCAAACCAUUGUAAGGUCGACAAACUACAAUUGCUCGAAUCCUUCAUCGGAUCUCAACUAUCCCUCUUUCGUUGCUCUCAUUAACUUUGAGGAUAUAGGAAGGGUUUUGACGAGGAGAUUUGAAAGGACGGUGACGAAUGUAGGGGACGCAGCAGCCAAGUACCGAGUGAAAGUCGAAGCACCGGUGAAUACGACGGUCAGAGUUCGGCCACAGACUUUGGUGUUUCAAAAGAAGAAUGAGAAACAGAGCUACACUGUUACGAUUCGUUAUAACGGUGAUAUUGAAACACAACAUAGGCCAGGUUCGCUCACUUGGAUCGAGCAGAGCGGCAAGUACACGGUGAGAAGUCCAAUUAUGGUUUCAGCUGGAGCUGAUAAUUUUUCCUAGUUUAUGGAAAUGCUUGUAAUUUGAAUAAGCAUAAAAGCAUGAAUGAAGGUGGGAUAUAAUAUAUAAUCCAGUAACCUUCCUCUGGACCAGCAAUAUGCACCGGUGAAUGUAUUUUUUGGCUAAAUGCAAUAUUUGCAUAUUGCAUAAAAAGACUCUCACAAGGAUAAAAAGAAUUUAUUAGAAUUUUAUUUUCGGCAUUCUCAAUUAAAGGCACGCCCUUAUAUAAUCGGGUUGGUUUGUC